UCUAUUGUAAUUCGUAAAUACAUGACGGAAAGAUAGUAAAACUUGACGUCGAUAGAAGACGCCAUACGGCGGUAGGUUGAACGGCUGUGACGGGUUGGCAGACGAGCUGUGAAAAUUGCAAGCUUUUCCAUGGAUAUUUUGCUCAGUACCUGAACUCUGUGAUAAAUAUGGAUCAUAUCUAUACCGUUGGCGAAAAGCGGAGCUUAGAUGAGGGACAGUCAUUAUCAUCUUUGUAUGAUGAUGGAGGAGUUUGCACUAUAUCACCGAAGAGUGUGGUGGCUUUCACAAGAAUGACAUCAAAACAAGACAUGUACAGACAUAGGGUUGCUGUAUGUACUGUAUGCGUAGUUGACUUGAAUUGUCCGUACGAACCUCAUGCGAUACUGGAGACUCAGAAUAAAGUAACUGCACUGAAAUUCAGUUGUGAUGGUUCCUUACUGAUAGUAGUGCAAGGAAUGGGUUGUGUUGAACUCUUUGAAAAGGGUGCUGGAAUGGACAAGUGGUCUUCAGUACAUAAAUGUGAUUGGGAUGGAGAGGAUAUUCUUCAUAUUGACUUUUUCCAUGGAGGAAUUAGGGCUUGCCUCACAUCAAGUGAUCUGAAAGUUAAUUCACCAUACACUGAAAAGUUUGGUGCACAGGCACACAAACCAACUUUGAUGGACCAUGGGCAGUUUGCCCAUGUAGGAUUUUUUGCUGUGACAGCUUCAGGUUUGUUGUUGCUGUGUGCAUUGACUCAUGAGGGAACACUCUUUAUGGAAAAGAAGGUUGUCUUGGGCCAGACACGUGAUAACUUCACUGUAGCCUCAGCAGCUCUUGCACCAAGUGGACACAUACACAUAGCAACGUGGAAACCAGAGGUGAUCAAGUGCUGGCGUGCAGAACUCAAGUUAACGGAUCCGGACUAUGGGGGAGGAAAAAAAGACAUAAAAGUGAACAUCCAAGCAGCACAAUCUUUUUGCCCAUUUCGAUCUGGUACUGCAUGGCACAACAGUCAAAAGAAUGAAGGACUGGUUAGAGUGUCCUGUUUACGAUACACUGAGUGUGAGGACCCAAACAGUUUGUUAGUUGCAUUGACUGUUGAGAAGCCUGCGGAAGGACCAACUCCUCAACCGGGAGCAAAUACAAGUAGCUCAACUUCAGUGGUUCAUUUGGUACAAAGAUACCAACUUCAAGAUCAAAGUCGUCCGCUUCUCAAGUUAUUCAUGCCCAAGCCUGAUGCCCCAGGUAUCACUACAAAGGAAUGGAUGUGUGUGGGAGAAUGGAUAUCGAGUAGUAGUGUGGUGACUCUGGGUACUACUCUUCGUCAUCUUAUUCCAGGCUCCCAGUUACCAUUCAUUGUUACUGCAGCAACAAGUGAUGGUUAUAUAUAUGCAAUUAACAGGGACACAAUGCAGCAGAUAAGCAGCCAUAACACAAAUACCCGGGGAUCUGGAGAUGAACCUCCCAUAAGCAAGCGUGCAUCAGUAAGAUCGUCGUGUAGUUUCACUUUACCCCAUUCAUGGAAUGGCUUUUCUCUUCUGGAUGAUUCUCUUGGGAGCUUACAUUUUCUCACUCUAGUGAGGCCUGUGGAUGUUGGUCCUCAGUGGGCAGUCACUUUAAUCUUACUGCUUGAAUUUGCUCUGGUUAGUGGUUAUGAUUGGUGGGAUUUGUUGAUCUUGUGUCCCACAUCAUCUGUUCAAACACUUAGUGACAAACUUACUGAGACUUUCAUGCAGCAUUCUGUUCCCUUGGUACAGCAUCUUUAUACACGAUUUUUAGUUAUGAAAACAUCUAUGUUAAGGUUGAUGGGCAGUCAGCAGCAGAGGGCUAUAGAAGCUCGACUUCAAGCACAGUUAACAGCUAUUCAGCAACUGUUUAGAUCCUUACGUCCAGUUACCUGUGAUGUUGCUACUGCAGACAAAAACAUUAGUGCAUCAUUACAAGCUUACUUAGAAAGUCGACCAUCUCUAGAUAUUUUAGACAUUGAUAAGUCUUUAGACAAUAUACUGACCUCAAUCAAUAUCAAAGACUGUCAGAUUGAUCCUGGGAUGCUUCAGAACCUCCAGCCAUUGAUUCAGUUCUCAGUUGAUUUGGCAUUGUUUAUCCUCUUCAUGUUGGCACAGAACUCCAAGUUUGAGUUAGCUAGAGAUCCGAAAAUUGUACAGAGCCUUCGAGAAUUGUUAUUUGUUGCCCGCCUUUGGAAUCGUCAGAAUAAACUUGUUCAACCUCAGUUGUUUCACAAGACUCAGUCUGUUGAUGUUUGGGCACAGAUCUACAAACUUCUUACUCGGCUUGCACAGAUUCUUCCUGCAGAACCAGAUUCUAGUUUGAUUGAUGAAUGUUUGUUACUUGAGACCCAGGUUGUUUGUAGAGAGUUGCCUUUAAACAUCCCACAUCGAGGUGUCCUUGCAGACAUGGCUUCAUCUAAACCAUUUCCUUUACAAUAUGAAUUUGGACAAGGCGAAACCAAUGUGAUGAAUAACAAUUCUCAAUCCCACAUUCUUGAAGGAGCUUUACCACCAAUCCAGCUUCUUGAUCCUCUCCAUUACCACUAUUUGGCACCUCAGGAACCAAAAUUGAAUUGUACAAGGUGUUGCAGUGUAAGAGCUAGUUGGUGGGGGGAUGUCGAUGCUGUAUGGGAUCAGCAUUGGGCUUCAAACUGCCUUUGUUCUGGACAUUGGGCGCGUACUCCUGUCAAUCCAUCAAAAGCUGCCUGAGUACCACCAGAAUUUUCCUUUCAGUGGUGCAUUUAUUUAUUUAUUUUGUAAGAUGGUGUUGCCAAAAGUAACAAAGCAUUUUAAUGAUAUUUAAAGCUACUUCACUGUUGACCGACAUCUGUCAUAAAUUGUCAUGGUUCAAGUUCUUGUGGGUAUUGUAAAUCUGACUUGAAAGUUAUUUUUAAGCUUUUUAUAUGACACUUAACAUUAAAUUAGAAUUAGGGAUAAUGUGUUAUAUAGCAUUCAUUCACUGUUUCUGAGGAACUUAAUGGCUUUUUUAUAUAUUUAAUUUUAUCAGAAAUCAUAUAAUUUAGCACAGGCUUAAUUGUGCAGUAUUUAUUAUUUGUAAAGUCUUUGGGACUUACUAUUGUAAUGAAUAACUGUUACGUAACUUACCAUCUUGUUGAAUAACUGCUGUAGGUCAUGUGUUACGGAUUUCAGCCUUAAAUGGCAAUUGGAUUUUAAACUUGAAGCUAAAUCAUUAUUUUUGUCAUUUACAAAUGCAGCAGUACCUCAGUACUUGGCUUUGCUCCAUUCCAGAAGGCUGUCCAAAUGCAGAAUUGGAGUAUGUACUCAAAGGAAUAAUGCUUCUUGGUUGUAACAAAACAUAGCAAUGAGGAAUCAUAUAAAAACCUACAGAAAAUACAUAUAAGAAGUAUAUUAAAAGUUAUUCUCACACUACCUGUACUUUAGGGUGGGUGGCAUAUAUAGGAAGGUGGUGAGAAUGGUGGAGAAGUGUUAUUGUUUGGAAGGGGAGUCCCCUUCCAUACAAAAAGCUGGCAGCUCAGUUCAUGGCUUCUUUCUUUUUUUGUCUCGUUCUAUUGCUUUCCAUAUUAAACUGGUUUUAUGAUGUUUUUUUGCCUAAGUGUUGAAAAGUUCUUGAAGUGAGAAAUAGCAAUGUGACUCUGCAGGUUGAUAACACUGCUUCAGCUUUAUCACUAAUAUUUUUCUAGGAAACUUGGCACUUCCCCAGUAUGCACACUGUCCCUCUCUCUUCUGAAGAAAAUUCCUCAGCUGGUCAUUCUGUGGUGAGCUCUGCUUUUUUUUAUCUCCUCCACUAACACAUCAUCACUGACCUCAAAGCCCAUGGACUUGCCCAAAGAAGCAACCUGACCUGCUCCACAACAGGCCCAACCUCAAAGCUUUUAAAGUUCUAUUCUGCUAGAGCAUCUGGCCACAAUGUCCUUCAGGCAGAGUUCAUGGUUCUGUAACAGAUAUCCUCCUAGGCUUUGUUUAUGAGGCGCAUUUAAUUAAGAAUGUUUAAUUGGUUAUUCUGGAACACUCUAAGGGACAAUUUGUAUCAGAAGUCACUUUAAGCACCUCUGGAAUAGUGCUUAGGUGUAGAGUUUCCUAGAAUUGGAGAGGACUUGUCAGUGGACUGGAUGAGAGGAGUCAUGUUAGUGGACAAGCAUUUCACUGUUAUGAAGUUAAACUCCUGCAGUAAAUUACCCUCCAAGCCAGGAGGAUAAGCAGGGCCACUGUCUGACACAUGAAUGGCCUUGAGAGGCUGUUGUUUGUCCUCAAGGUAGUUCUUGACACUAGAGUCAACCAAUUCUUUCGAAAAAAAAACAAAAAUGCUUGGUUACUCGAGCUUCACUGUUAGCCCUCCACAUCACAUUUAUUUUCCAUUUUCUUAAAAACUUUCAGGUACUCAGAGUGGUAGGCAAAGGCUUCAUCAAUUGUAAAUCCCCAUUUGCAUUCACACAGAGCAAAAGAGUGAGUCUGUUGUUCUCUGGCUUAUGUCCUAGCAGCGACUUUUCAAGUUAUAUAAGUUCUGAUUGCCAUUUUCUUCCAAUACAGACCUGUUUCAUUGCCAAAGAACACUUGGUAAGGAACAAGACCUACAGCCUCUACAUAAUCCUUGAAUUCCUUAAUAUACUUCUCAGUAGCAUCUUUGUCAGAACUGGCAGCCUCCUCAUGCCUCACCACGCUAUGUAUGCCACUUCUUUUAAUAUCUCAAACCAUCCAUGACUGGUUCAGAACACUUAAGUACUACCUGUGUCAGCACUCAUUCCUGUCCGAGUACUGGGGUACAACUGCAUUUGAUUCUGGUAAAUUUAUGUAGUUGACUGCAGUUAAGGUUGCUUGAAACAAAAUAUUGUACAUAACAAAUAGAAGAGUUGAUAGUCAAGAUAUUUAAAUGUAAGGGUAUAUAUUUAGCCUAUAUUUCAUGUACCUGUACACUCAAAUUGUCAAUAAAUUUGGCCUAAUA
Molecule: messenger RNA, 4908 nt
Organism: Macrobrachium nipponense
Lineage: Eukaryota; Metazoa; Arthropoda; Malacostraca; Decapoda; Palaemonidae
Gene: MED16
Product: mediator of RNA polymerase II transcription subunit 16-like
Biological process (GO): positive regulation of DNA-templated transcription
Cellular component (GO): mediator complex
Source: RefSeq, a predicted model, not a curated record